Messenger RNA from Betta splendens (Siamese fighting fish), 3012 nucleotides. RefSeq names its product somatostatin receptor type 2-like. Gene Ontology annotation, cellular component: neuron projection; membrane. The record is from RefSeq and is a predicted model, not a curated record. Bases 357 to 1469 code for a protein of 370 amino acids. Lineage: Eukaryota; Metazoa; Chordata; Actinopteri; Anabantiformes; Osphronemidae. Gene Ontology annotation, molecular function: neuropeptide binding; somatostatin receptor activity. The transcript is spliced from 2 exons. Gene Ontology annotation, biological process: cellular response to glucocorticoid stimulus; cellular response to estradiol stimulus; neuropeptide signaling pathway.
GGUGAGCGCCUCCUCGCCCCCGUUCGCGCGCGUCCUUUAGCGCCCUCGCGCUCUCCGGCUCCAGACAGUAGGCACGCGCGCCGCGCCGCGAGCGCGUCAUCGGAGAGCGGAGCUCGGCCAAGCGCUUUAUUUCCAUUCACUUUUACUUCUCAGCGGCUCCUUCCCGUCGAAUGCGACUCAGACGACAUGGGAUGGAAGGAGGUGGACGUUCACACUGCGGGCAUCAAACUUGAGGAAUAUUUGGAGCUGAGGAAGAUGAAGAAGGCAUAAACGCUGAAGGACUUUCACCGGCACAGAGGAGUGUGGAAAUAGAACCAGAUACAGGUGGGAUGCCGUAACCGGGGGCGACGGGGACCAUGGACUCCUGGAUCUUCCCCACGUCCCCUCUGAACCUGUCGGAGAGCUUCAUCUACGACAGCUUCCUGCCGGGCAACGGAUCCGAGCCGCAUGGGAAUUACACCAACCACAGCUUCACCAGAACCAGCACCGUGGUCAUCACCUGCAUGUACUUCCUGGUGUGCGCGGUGGGGCUGUGCGGCAACGCCCUGGUCAUCUACGUCAUCCUGCGCUACGCCAAGAUGAAGACGGUCACCAACAUCUACAUCCUCAACCUGGCCGUGGCCGACGUGCUGUUCAUGCUGGGCCUGCCGUUCAUCGCCAUCCAGCUGGCGCUGGUCCACUGGCCGUUCGGGCCGGUGCUGUGCCGCGUGGUGAUGACCGUGGACUCGCUCAACCAGUUCACCUCCAUCUUCUGCCUGAUGGUGAUGAGCAUCGACCGCUACCUGGCCGUGGUGCACCCCAUCAGGUCCACGAAGUGGCGCCGGCCCCGCGUGGCCAAGAGCAUCAACCUGGCGGUGUGGGGCGUGUCCCUGAUGGUCAACCUGCCCAUCGUCAUCUACAGCGGCAUCAUCACCAAGCACGACAUGUCCUUCUGCACCAUCGUGUGGCCCGAGCCCCAGGAGGCCUACUACACGGCCUUCAUGUUCUACACCUUCAUCCUGGGCUUCUUCCUGCCGCUCAUGGUCAUCUGCCUCUGCUACCUGUUCAUCAUCGUCAAGGUGAAGUCGUCCGGCAUCCGCGUGGGCUCCUCCAAGAGGAAGCACUCCGAGCGCAAGGUGACGCGCAUGGUGUCGGUGGUGGUGGCGGUGUUCGUCCUCUGCUGGCUGCCGUUCUACGUCUUCAACGUCACCUCGGUGACGGGCAGCAUCAGCACCACGCCCGCGCUGAGGAGCACCUUCGCCUUCGUGGUGGUGCUGGGCUACGCCAACAGCUGCGCCAACCCCAUCCUCUACGCCUUCCUGUCGGAGAACUUCAAGAAGAGCUUCCAGAACGUGCUGUGCCUGCAGAGGGCGGGCGGCCCGGACGAGGCGGAGCGCAGCGACAGCCGGCAGGACAAGUCCCGCGCGGUGAGCGACCCGACGGAGACGCAGAGCACGCUGCUCAACGGCGACCUGCAGACCAGCAUCUGAGCCUGACGCGGGCGGACGGACGCCUGGCGGAGGCAGGAAGCGGCCGGCGCUCGUCGGGGCCACAGCGCGUUAUCAAAUAUUGAAGGAGGACCUUUCAAGGAGGCAGAGCACCAGCAGGAGUCAAGGCGCACUGGGCGUGAACAAAUCUAUUGCAGUCACGGAGCUUCACAGUUUGACGGACAUCGACUUCCUUUUGUGCGUUGUCUAAAAAUAACCGAUCGUCCGCCGUGAGAGGAGACAAGACGAGCUGGAGUCGACACCAUGAUUCCUCUACUUCUGUCUCUGCUGAGGUGUUGGGCCGUAAAUAGCUCAACAGAGCACGUUUUAUAUUUAGUCCCAUGUAGUUUUGAAGUUCCUCACAUGCACAUGUUGAAUGAUGGAACCAUUGGUUUCAUUUUGUGUAGAUGUGAGCAGCGCUGUUCAGUGAAUGGGUGAAUGUGUGGCUGCGUGUCAUUUUUCACCAUUUCAAGAAACUGAGCUAACGUCUAACCAAAGUGCUGCUAGCAUGUACAGAGCUGUUAUGUAUAAAGUGCUGGACCGAGCUGGAGCCAGGUUCUGUUGUGAUAUGGGUUAUUUUCUAUUAGGAUCUUACUGUUGUUGCUUUUAUCAGAAAUGCCAGACUGCAUUUAUAUUAUUGACCACGAAGACGAAGAGCGAUUCAUGUUUUUAAAUCAUCUCAAACUGCUUGUUGGUCUUUUGAGGCUCGUGUUCACGCCUCCUCCCACCUUCUUACGGGCGGGGGUCCUCCGUGCUCCACCCAGGACAUCUGGGAGGCCACGCUUCAAGCAGUACUUCUGAUCCCAGGUGUCUAAAAGGCAUUAACUUGCGAAGGGCUAUAACACUUUACAUUUAUUAAAGACACAGAGUCCACAGUUCAUCCUGCGACCUCCUGCCCGUUGCUGUGGUCAAACAGUCCGUGUUGGUUUAACUUUUACCCGACAUGUGCAGAGCCGCGGGUCAAACUGGGAUGCGUCCUUGUUUGUGCACUGAUCCCAGCACGAGCCAAGCACGAUCAUAGUGACUCAUCAAAAUCCAUACGACGCAGUUUCUAUGAAGUCCUGCUGAGUUUGUGACAUCGCCUGCAACAUCUUAAUGCCGCCAACAGACAGACCUCUAGUGUCCUGCAUCGCCAUAGCAACAGUGACCGUGAGUGUUGGUCCUGUGGCUACGCUCAUUAGCAUAAUAAUAACAAAGAGGUGCCUCGGGACAUGAAUUAUGAAUGUAGACAUCGCUCACAUCAGGUUCGCUGUCCGCCGAGCAGCUCAGUGGCUGAAGACCGGAGCAGACCGGACACCAGCGCACUUGUUCCUUUGUUGUUGUAAUAAUAUCUAAUCGUCCACUGUGGUUGUUGUUUGUGUUGUUAUGAAGCUGUUUAUGUUUCAACGUUGCUGUGUUUUGGGGAAACAACGUUACAGCCACUGUUCAGUUCUACACAAAAGGUUUGCAUUUGUUGCGUUCUCAUAGUUUCUCCUCGGUUUGUUAUGAGUGAAACCUAGAGUUUGAUGUAAAGCCUGUGCUGAAACUAAAUAAAGAAUAAAACUUU